AUGGCAAUCAUUCGCAGAGAGUUUGAAGAUGAGCUUCCUGAUUGGAUAAGCCAGUUACCACAAGUUAACGAGAAAUGGAGUGCAGAAUUACAGGUUCUCGAGGGACAUUCCGAUUUCGUUACCUCAGUGGCCUUCACUCCGGAUGGCCGGCUGUUGGCGUCCGGCUCCCAAGAUAAGACAGUGCGACUCUGGGACACGGCGACGGGUGGUCUACAGCAGACUCUCCAGGGCCAUUUAGAUUCAGUGAACUCAGUGGCUUUCUCACCUAAUGGCCAGCUUCUAGCAUCCGGUUCCAUGGAUGAGAUAGUCCGGCUCUGGGACACAGCUACGGGCUGCCUACAGCAGACUCUAUCUUGCCAUUCGAAGUUUGUUUUAAAUUCGGUUCAGUCAGUGGCUUUCUCGCCCAACAACCGGCUACUAGCAGCCGGCUUCAAGGAUAAUACAGUCCGACUCUGGGACACAGCGACAGGCGGCCUGCAGCAAACUCUCGACUGUUAUUCGAGGUCGAUUUUUGACUCGGUUCAGUCGGUAGCUUUCUCGCCCGAUGGCCGGAUUCUAGCAUCCGGUUACAGGGAUGAAAUAGUCCGGCUCUGGGACACGUCGACGGGCAGCCUAAAGCAGUCCCUUGAGGGCCAAUCUGACCCGGCUCAGUCAGUAGCUUUCUCACCCGACGGCCGGCUGCUAGCGUCCGGCUCCAACGGUGGGACAGUGUGUCUCUGGAAUAUAGAAACUGGUGGCCUGCAGCAAACCCUCCAGGACCAUUCAAACAGAGCUUUCGUGUCGGUUCAAUCUGUAGCGUUUUCGCCUAACGGCCGGCUGCUAGCGUCCGGCUCUAACGAUCAGACAGUGCGACUCUGGAAUAUAGAAACUGGCGGCCUACAGCAGACUCUUAAGGGCCAUUCAUACACAGUUAUGUCAGUGGCUUUCUCGCCCGAUGGCCAGCUGCUAGCGUCCGGCUCCUUAGAUAAGACAGUGCGGUUCUGGGAUACAGCGGUGGGCGGCCUACCGCGGACUCCUGGUGACCAUUCGUACUCGGUUCAGUCGAUGGAUUUCUCGCCUGAUGGCCAGGUACUAGCUUCUGGCUCUGUUGAUAACACAGUGCGGCUCUGGGACACGACAACGGGCAGCCUUCAGCAGACCCUCGAGGGCCAUUCGAACACGGUUGAGUCGGUAGUCUUCGCGCCCGAUGGCCGGCUAUUAGCUUCUGGCUCCGGAGAUAAGACGGUGCGACUCUGGGACACGGCGACGGGUGGUCUACAGCAGACUCUCCAGGGCCAUUUAGAUUCAGUGAACUUAGUGGCUUUCUCACCUAAUGGCCGGCUGCUGGCGUCCGGCUCUAUUGAUCGGAAAGUACGACUCUGGAACACGGCUACGGGUAGUCUGCAGCAGACCCUUGAGGGCCAUUCAAGUUGGGUUAUGUCGGUUGCCUUCUCACCCGAUGGCCAGUUGCUAGCCUCCAGCUCCCAUGAUAAGACAGUGCGGCUCUGGGACACGAUUAAAGGUGAUUUGCAGUGGAUCCUCGAAGGCCAUUCUGACUCGGUUCAGUCGGUGGCUUUCUCGCUCGACGGUCGGCUGCUGGCUUCCGCCUCUCUCGAUUACACAGUGCGUCUCUGGGACACGACGAUAGGCGGCCUAAAAGAGACAAUCAGCACUGAUGGAAUUGACGAUAUAAUUGGGUUUUCUCAAGACAAUUCAUAUCUAAUCACAAACUUAGGCACCCUCGACGUUCAAUCCGAGCACCAAAAUCAAGGUUCUAGUUCAACCAUCAGAAACUUAAUGAUCAAGCAGGGACAGUGGAUAAAUUUGAACGGCGAAAAUUUAUUAUGGCUUCCACUUGAAUUUCGAUCUCGUCGUUCUGCGAUUAAUGGGAAUCUACUUGCAAUGGGACAUUCAUCAGGGCAUGUGUCUUUUAUACGAUUCUGUAUAUAG
Penicillium manginii is the source of this 1929-nucleotide messenger RNA. Its product is annotated as WD40 repeat domain-containing protein. Gene Ontology annotation, cellular component: transcription repressor complex; nucleus. Gene Ontology annotation, molecular function: protein binding. Gene Ontology annotation, biological process: negative regulation of transcription by RNA polymerase II. The record is from RefSeq and is a predicted model, not a curated record. Bases 1 to 1929 code for a protein of 642 amino acids. The transcript has a single exon. NCBI's taxonomy places the organism in Eukaryota, Fungi, Ascomycota, Eurotiomycetes, Eurotiales, Aspergillaceae.